UGGAUGCUAACAAGAGUGCUACGAUGCUAGCACGCUAGUUGGUUAUAUUUGAUGAAUCAGACAUUUAAUCGAGUAGUUCGUUGUUUGCGCUAGCACAGGAUUAAAUCUUAUCGUAAUGAAUCGAUGCACGCAUUCAGUUUUUCGCAUUUCGAGCAUAUUUUUGCAGAGCCUUGCUCACAAAUAGGAACGCUAUAGCGUGCUAGCUUGUUGUUAGCUUCGGACAAAUCUGGUGCAGAAAGGCAGAUUCUUGUUUAGAAGUCAUUGUUCGUGAGCGGAAUUUUGGAUCAUGCAGCUUCAUCACAUAUCUGCAGAUAUUUAAAGUUUUUAACGAUGCUUCUGUAGCAGUAUGAAUUUAAUAUAAGAUACACUGAAUCAGUUGAACAGACGUUUUAAUGUACUUUUCCUAAAUGACCUUAUCUUUGUUAUUUAAAAAGAUUAACUGGUAGUUUGUACCAGUUGUUUAAAAUUAUAACUUUAUUACUGUCAUAAAGGUGAAAGUGUUUAUCUGUGAUCAUGGAUAAGAAAUCAUUUGACAUUGUUUUGGAUGAGAUAAGAAAGUGCGUCCUGACCGAUCAGCGGAUCAAAGCGAUUGAACAGGUGCAUGGCUAUUUUUCCAGUGAACAGGUGAUGGAGAUCCUGAAGUACUUCUCGUGGGCAGAGCCGCAGAUCAAGGCAGUGAAAGCAUUGCAGCAUAAAAUGGUUGCAAUCCCUACAACCAAAGUUGCAAAUAUCCUGAACUGCUUCACCUUCUCAAAGGACAGACUGGUUGUGCUGGAACUGAUAGCUUUGAAUAUUUCAGACGCUCAAAACUAUCGUCCUGUGGAGGAUCUGUUUCGCAUACAUGUGUCAGAGAAGAAGCGAGCUCGCAGGAUACUUGAGCAAGUGUGUAAAGUUGGCUGCAAGGCACCUGUCGCCAUGAUAUCAUCCUGUGGCAUGAUACCAGGAAAUCCAUACCCUAAAGGAAGGCCCAGCUUGGUCAGUGGUACCUUUCCGGGAAUCCCUCCAGUGAAGAAAGAAGCUGAGAAGAAAGAUGACACCUCUAACAGUCUGGAUGGAAAAGGAAUUGCCUCUCGGAUUAUCGGACCGUUCAAACCAUUUCCUUCAACUUACAACCCCCAUCGGCCUGUGCCCUACCCCAUCCCACCGUGUCGACCACAUGCUACCAUUGCACCAAGUGCGUACAACAACGCAGGCCUUGUUUCUAUGGGAGGGGUUAUAACAGCCAACGUGCCCCCUCCCCCCUACAGCUCCACCCACAAAAUAGCAGGUUACGCCAAACCAGGCAAUCCACAGAUCACCACACCUGGAGUCAACAGCGGGCCCCUCCUCAUUCCUCAUGGAUCCACCCCUUCUACACCUGUCCAACCCCAGGCUUCUCCCGCUCAGCCGACUCCCACAACCCCCAUCACUCCAGUUUUCCCCGGCAUGGUGCCCUCUCAUAACCCUAAUGCCCCCUCUCCCUCCCCCGCUCCUUCUCCGUCUGUGAUCAAGGCAGGGCCACAGACCCCUGGUGGCCAUGCUACACCCACACCCUCAUCUGUCAUCAAAGCCCACACCCCUUCAGGUACUCCGUGUGGAACUCCUGUCCCAGGCAGUGGUGGCUUCACUUCGUCUCCUUUUCAUGGUGUUUCCAGACCAGCUACUCCUGCUACCUCUCGCAGCGGGACAGACCCCUUAUCGCAGACCAACUCAACUCAGCAGAGGGGUUUUCCCCAGUCCAUAGACCACCAGUUAGGAUCUGCGCACCCUGGCAUACACCCACAAGCAGGUAACCCCUCUGGGUCAGUGAUCCGGAGCUACACACCAUCUGGACCACAAUCUCUCCCUCAUGGAUCAUCCAACCCAGCUAUUCCGAGCUGUUCCACCCCAGGCCCCAGUCCCAAACCUUCCCCGGUUCAUCCCACACAGGUUCAGGCCGCCAUGGCCGCAGCAAUGAACAGACAUUCAGGGGGAAGUAACAGCGGCAGUAACAGCCCUGUGCCCUCAGCUUUCAAGGGUGCCUCUCGCUCUGGCACGCCAUCCGUUAGCUCUCUGGUGGUCCAGGGUUCUGCACAGGCUGCCUUGGCACGUUCCUUUGGUUUGUCACAUCCUUCAGGUUCUCCUCAAGCCUCUCUCACCAGUCCUGUUGCCAUCCCCAGCCUUCAGGCUCUGUCCUCCAGCCCAGCACCCUCACACUAUCCCGGCCUCUCCCCCUUUUCCUCCUUAACAUCCACGCUCCCUCCUUCAACCAUCUCUGCAUCCAUGCCAGCAAUUCCCCCCACCAGCAGCAUCUCUAAUCAUCCUCCCACCUCCAUCUACCCAGGACUGGCCCCCAACGCUGCCCCCAAUUCUGCCUCCCCAUUUGGUCUAGGCCUCACCUCUGCCCCCUCGAUAUUCCCAGGCCUCCCACCCGGCCCGAGCCCCGCUGCCUUCCCGGGAUUGGGAGUUUCAGGAGGACAUGGUGCAGGUAGCCCUGUGCUGUCUUCAUUCAUGGGACUACCUGGGGCAACUCCGUCUACAGUAGCAUCAGUGGCACCGCUGCAGGCUGCCGCCGCCGCAGCUGCUGCUGCUGCUGCUGGAGUUCCAUCUUCAUCCCCAGUUUUACCAGGAUUUGCAUCGGCAUUCAGCUCUAACUUCCAACCAGGGUUGAGCAGUGGACUCCAGCCUCCAGGGAGCAGCGGCUUCCCCGGCUUGCUGUCCUUCCCUGGAGUACCAGGCUUCUCUCCCUCGGCUUCUCCUGCUGCUGCUGCACUUGGUGGCCUCCACAACCCGAGCAUGCAGUCUGCCCUACUGCAGGCUCAUCCCACGUCUGCCUUGGAGAGUUUUCCCCCUCAGCCCAACACUUUCACCAACUACCCUCCAGGACCAGGAAACCCCUUCCCCCUCCAGCCAGGCCUGCAUCCCCAGUUGGGCUGGCAGUAGAUACACAAUUCUGUUUGAAACACUGACUACACAAUCAAACCAUCCCUUAUUAUAAACCCCACCAUUCAUAAACGCUUUUCCUUCUGGCCUUGAACCAGAAUAAUUAGAGAGUUUAGUUCUGUUUAUGUUACAGCCAGAAUAACUUUCUUCCUGAAGGAACACUAUCAUGCAAACAGAUGAAGCAGUGUUAGGGCAAAGGCACAUGUCUUAAACUAUUCAUAGUGAACAGUUGUAAAUAUCAGUUGUUAGGUUUUACAAGUAGACUGUGAAUGGUUUUAAUGUUAGCUGGAUUUGGCUGUUUUUAUGAACAUUCAUUAGUGAAAUAUGAACUAUAGACAUUUUAAAUUGUACAUGAUUUCAUGUAAUGAUGCCUCAGUAGUCUAAGGUAGUAUUUAAUGUCCCAUCUCAGUGAAGACGACAUGAUACAAAUGAAAUGCCCUGAACUGAAGAUUGAAAAGUUGAUCAUGAAAGGAAAUUUUCAGACCAUUUAUCUCAGGUCAUUAGAUAUAUACAAAUGUAUGAAUGAAUGUAUUGUGUGAUACUAAAAAAUAGGGCAGAUGUAUUGUUUGACACUAAGAAAUACAGGUGGGAAACCAGAAGAGUGAAAUAUUUCAUGAUUUUUUUUUUUGUUUAAACCUCGAUGACUAUGGCUCCCAACUUACAAAAAACAAAAACCCACUAUCUCAAAAUAUUAGUAUAUUGUGGAAAAGUCAUAAUUUGCAAAGGUUUUCUGAGCCUUCAUUCUCUCACUCUGGUUUAGUACACACAACUGCAAUCAU
Molecule: messenger RNA, 3680 nt
Organism: Cheilinus undulatus (humphead wrasse)
Lineage: Eukaryota; Metazoa; Chordata; Actinopteri; Labriformes; Labridae
Gene: proser1
Product: proline and serine rich 1
Exons: 12
Coding region: 514-2901 (795 amino acids)
Source: RefSeq, a predicted model, not a curated record